This is a messenger RNA of Necator americanus (New World hookworm), 1299 nucleotides long. RefSeq lists its product as uncharacterized. Lineage: Eukaryota; Metazoa; Nematoda; Chromadorea; Rhabditida; Ancylostomatidae. Bases 1 to 1299 code for a protein of 432 amino acids. The transcript is spliced from 11 exons. The record is from RefSeq and is a predicted model, not a curated record.
AUGGUCGAGUUCGCUCUUGCAACGUCAAAACAACACACUUUGGGACACGUUUUGAUGUUCACGCGUCAGAGAAUUCCGGUGAUGGCAAUCGCUGAGGACAACGCCCUCAGUAGUUUGCAUCAAUUCCUCGCUGCUACCCAGCCCCUUCAGUCGUUGCAGCGCUCGCCGGAAAAGGUCCCCACCAUGGAUGACAUUAUGCAUACCGUACUACAACAAUUACCCGCAUUCACUUAUCCUACGCCUGUGGAUGCGAAACCGGCUGGAUCGUCGGACAGCGACACGCCUCGGAAUCAGAGCCCGAACAGCGAGGGAGCCGCGGAAGCGCAGGCGGCGCUCGGCGGAAAGGAACCAAGACCCUACCGGCAAGAACCAUGGCACGAGUGCUUCACGACCGUGAACAAGAAGGAGUUCGACGCACUCAUCUACUCGUUGUAUGUGAUGGCCAGAGAUGACAAAAAGUUGGACGGUUAUGAAUACUAUGAGUGCAUAAAUCGGCUGCAAAGCAAAUGUCGCUACCGAGUGAGAGCCAGAAGAAUGAACGAGUUUAUCAUAGUCGAAGAACGGGGGGCUCAUAAUCAUGCGAUGGAACCAGUAGGAACUCCAGGAACUCAUGCGGGCCUACCUAAAACUCUCCGAGAGAUUGUUGAUAAAUCUUUCUACGAGGACUGGCCGAACGCUACGCGCCAAGAAAAGCUCGAAGAAGAGGUCCGUCGUCUUGGUCUUCCACAUAAUCCUCGUCUCGGCAGACAAGUUGACAACCGUAUUGCAUAUCUGAGAAGAGUUAAAAAUCUCAACGAAAUGAAGAAAAUUCAGGAUCAGGCUGCGCCGCUCAUCAACGAUGAAUUUAUGGGUGACGGCGAAGUGAAGGCGAAUGGCUUGGGCGCUGCUGUGCAGGACAAAGCACCAACUCCUACCGGCACAUCCACCAUGAGGGGUCCGUCGGAGUUGCUGCAGUUGAUGAUGCAGGGCGGACAAAUCCCCGAGUUGAACGCAGAGACGCAAGCGCAGCUGAUGGCUCUGAUGAUGGGAGGCACUACGCCUACGAUAGAUGAGCAGUCAGGAGGAGCGGAGCAGGCGAUCCCCGCAUCGUCCGCCAUCACUCAGUUCCCAGCGAUGCAGCCAACGCUGCCUCCGCUGAUGAAUCCGUUCCUUCACGGGUCGGCUUCGAUGCCGAAUUUGUUUCCCUCCGUAGGCACCACGAUCGACAGCAGUGCCGCUACUGAGGACUCCGUCGACAUGGAAGACGAUGACGACAGCACAGCAGACGGCGAGUGCUUACAAAUCGAUGCCGAUCAAUAA